Messenger RNA from Endocarpon pusillum Z07020, 1101 nucleotides. RefSeq lists its product as uncharacterized. The transcript has 7 exons. NCBI's taxonomy places the organism in Eukaryota, Fungi, Ascomycota, Eurotiomycetes, Verrucariales, Verrucariaceae. The record is from RefSeq and is a predicted model, not a curated record. The coding region runs from base 1 to 1101 and encodes 366 amino acids.
AUGUCCGCUGCGGACUUUCAGGCUCUGGGAGUGGAUAUUUCAAAAAUUCCAGCGCUCGCUCCACCUCCUGGAGUCAUUCCGAAUUUCGUGAACCCGGUAUCUCGAGCUUAUCAAGCUCAGAUUGCGGUUGGAAUAUGUUUCCCUAUCAUGGCUGUUUUCGUGUUGCUCCGGGUAUAUUGUAAACUCUUCGUUACGCAAAAUUGGGGCUUUGACGAUUGGACAACUAUGCUGGCAGUUGCAGUAGCAUGUGCAUUCCAGGGGCUUGGUCUAUCAGUCAUCGGGCACCCUUUGGGUCCUCACCAGUGGAAUGUGCCAUUGAGUGCAUUCGACGACAAUUUCCAGAAGCGGUCCCUGUCAGGCUCCCUCGCCUACCACUGCACAGCUACCUUAGUCAAAUCGGCCAUCUUGCUUCUCUAUUUUCGCAUUUUCAAGCCUAGCAAAGCCGCGCGACUCUUGAUCUACGGAGGAAUAGGCACGAUCGUUGCCUUUUAUUUGAUCACGUUUAUAACCAAUCUGAGCCUCUGCGUACCUCGUGCCAGUGAUGUAGGGGGCUGGACAUCCGCCACUUCCCAGGCUCGCUGUGCUCUUCCGAACCAACGUCUUGCUUUAGGUUCAGGAAUAUUCAGCUUUAUCAGUGAUGUCUAUGUUUUGUCGAUUCCAAUCUUCCUGGUCUCUGCCCUCCAACUGCCGCUGCGCCGAAAGAUCGGUGUGGCGGCGAUUUUUCUUACUGGAACAAUCGCAUGUGCUUGCUCUCUGACCAGUUUAAUAUAUCGGGUGAGAUUCAACGGUCAGAAGGACUUUGCCUGGACGGCAGUUCCUGUGUAUACAUGGUCGUUUGCUGAAGUCAACAUUGGAAUUGCCACUGGAUGCAUGCCAACCGUUGCGCCGUUGUUCCGCUCGGAAAGGCGGAAAGGCUUCAGAAUUCCUGGACUGAGCUACUUCCGAUCCCGCUUUAGCUCCAACCGCUCACGGCAGCCCCUCGUUCAUGACCCUUCAUACAGACCUCCAUAUCCAGAACACCCUGGUAUGGGUGCUCUGAAGAAUGGAGAUAGCCACACCGAACUGGGAAGUGCUAGGAGUGUAGCUCAGGAUUGGCCCUGA